Molecule: messenger RNA, 1584 nt
Organism: Penicillium vulpinum
Lineage: Eukaryota; Fungi; Ascomycota; Eurotiomycetes; Eurotiales; Aspergillaceae
Product: ribosome-binding protein NMD3
Exons: 6
Coding region: 1-1584 (527 amino acids)
Biological process (GO): ribosomal large subunit export from nucleus
Cellular component (GO): nucleus; cytoplasm
Molecular function (GO): ribosomal large subunit binding
Source: RefSeq, a predicted model, not a curated record
AUGUCUAUGGAUCUGGAUGCCCCCGUCUAUUUCGAGCAGCAGGAGAAAGUCGCAGCAACCAUCUUGUGUUGCAACUGUGGCGCUGCCAUCGAUGGAACACUCUCGGCUGGAGCCUUAUGUUCUGAUUGCAUUCGUCUGACUGUCGAUGUUGCCGGAGGUGUUCAACGCGAAGCGGUGAUUCACUGCUGUAGGGAUUGCGAACGGUGGUUGCAGCCCCCCAACAGCUGGGUCGUUGCAGCUCUUGAGUCGAAGGAACUACUCGCCAUUUGUCUACGCAAGCUCCGUGGUCUGAACAAAGUCCGAAUCAUUGACGCUAGUUUCAUUUGGACGGAGCCCCAUUCGAAGAGAUUGAGGUUGAAAAUCACCAUCCAAACGGAGGCCUUCCAAGGCACUAUCAUUCAGCAACAAUUUGAGGUUGAAUAUGUUAUUGCUAAUCAACAAUGUCCUGGUUGUCAGAAGAGUUAUACGCACCAUAGUUGGGAAGCAUCUGUGCAGGUCAGACAGAAGGUCCCUCACAAGCGGACCUUUUUGUACCUGGAACAGCUUAUCCUCAAACACAACGCCCACAAGGAUACCGUCAACAUCAAGGAAGUGAAUGAGGGUCUUGAUUUCUUCUUUGCAAAGAGAAACGAAGCCGAGCGUAUGAUUUCAUUCUUAUCAGGCGUCGUACCAUGUACAGUCAAGAAGAGCCAUGAAUUAAUUUCAAUGGAUAUCCAUACUUCGACGAGCAGCUAUAAGUUUAAUUUCUCAGUUUCUAUCAUCCCUAUCUGCAAGGAUGAUCUGGUUGCCCUGCCGAUUAAGCUAGCCCGCUCAUUGUCUGAUAUAAGCCCACUCGCUAUCUGCUACCGGGUAGGCACGUCUAUCAAUCUUAUGGACCCUUGCACUCUCCGGACAACCGAUCUUCCUACGAGCACUUACUGGCGCCAACCAUUCCCGAAUCUUGCAGAUACCACUGAGCUUAGGGAAUUCAUUGUCUUGGACAUUGAAUCCACCGGCCACUCUAAUGGCCGGUACCUCCUAUCUGAGGCCACAGUUGCUCGCGCUUCAGAUCUAGGAUCUAACGAUACCACCUAUUUCACACGGACUCACCUCGGUGGUGUUCUACACGUGGGUGACUCUGUUCUCGGAUAUCACUUGUCAGGAACCCAGUUCAACAAUGAUCAAUUCGAUGCAAUUGAGAACAGCAACCAGUACAGCUCAACAAUCCCGGAUGUGGUCCUUAUCAAGAAGCACUACGUCCGCAGCAAGAAGUCCAAGGCUCGCAGCUGGCGUUUGAAGCGCAUGGCUCGCGAGCACGAAGAGGAGGCGACUGCUGCUGUAGUCAAUGUCCCCACAACCAAGCGCCAGGAGCAGGAGCAGGCCAGGAUGGAACAAGAUUACGAAAUGUUUUUGCGUGACGUCGAGGAAGACGAGGAGCUUCGCCAAACGCUUGAUCUGUACAAGAACCGACAAUACAAAGUCAGGGCAGACCAGAUGGACGAGGAUGGCGAUGAUGAGAUGGACGAAGAUGGAAACGCCGUGCCGAAAAUCAACAUGGAUGAACUGCUUGAUGACUUUGAUGAAUUGAACAUGGAGGACAACUAG